GUUGCUCCAUGACAAAUUCUCACAUAUUUUUCCUGUAUCUGACUUCAACAUUGUUCUUUUUCUCUCUGUAGAAUCAAACAUGUCGGCUAAUUCCUCCUCCAACUCUUCCCUCAAACCUCCAACUGACGAUUGCUUGGAGAUCACGAACAGCCUCUUUAUGUCUACAGCUCUCUGUCUCGCCUAUCUCCUCCUCCUCCCUCUCUUCAUCCUCGUCCUCUACAUGGGCUACCGCCGGCGGAGGAAACGCCCCGCUGCCUCGGCAACGAGUCACUCGGACGUCUUCACCUUUCAUAUGGUUUCCCUGGAGCUGAUCAGUUUCCUGGGCUCUUGCUUCUACAGUUACGGCGUCUACACUUCUCAAGAUGUGAUGACCGUGUUGGGAGGGAAAGCAUUCAGCAUCAUCUCACCUGGGCAGACUCUGUUUCACCUCCUCACCUGUGUGGAGCGCUACCUGGCUGUGGUUCACCCGGUCACCUACCUGGGGCUGAGACAGGCUGGCGGGGUCCGGAUCAGGAACAUCUGCAUCGGGUGUGUUUGGCUGAUGAGCUUUGCUACAGUGGGACUAGCAAUGUAUAGAAACUUCGCCACAGUCCCAUAUUUCUUGUUCUUUGGCGUCUGUUUUCUUGUUGUCUCUUUUCUCAGCAUUUCUGUUCUCUGUGUUCUGAUUCGUCCAGGGCCGGGGGAGGUGGGCGGGAACAGGGACCACAUUGACCAAUCAAAGCAGAGGGCUUUCUACACCAUAUUGGCUAUCAUGGGAACUCUGUUCGCGAGGUUCUUGAGUGCCCUGGUUUUUGGUGGGCUGUCUUUUACAUCAGUACUUAACAUCUGUGAUAAACGUUUUAUAAUGUGGUCUACAGCCUGGUUCUAUCUGCCCAGCAGUCUGGUGUUACCUCUGCUGUUCCUGCACAGAGCAGGAAAACUACCAGGCUGCAAACACAACACUGAAUCAGUUUAGUCCGUGUUCGCCGGUUUGAAUCCCAGGACUGA
This is a messenger RNA of Centropristis striata (black sea bass), 987 nucleotides long. RefSeq lists its product as uncharacterized. The transcript has a single exon. The record is from RefSeq and is a predicted model, not a curated record. Lineage: Eukaryota; Metazoa; Chordata; Actinopteri; Perciformes; Serranidae. Bases 80 to 955 code for a protein of 291 amino acids.